This is a messenger RNA of Anopheles coustani, 3124 nucleotides long. RefSeq lists its product as uncharacterized. NCBI's taxonomy places the organism in Eukaryota, Metazoa, Arthropoda, Insecta, Diptera, Culicidae. The record is from RefSeq and is a predicted model, not a curated record. The transcript is spliced from 10 exons. Gene Ontology annotation, biological process: proteolysis. Gene Ontology annotation, molecular function: serine-type endopeptidase activity. Bases 290 to 2752 code for a protein of 820 amino acids.
AGGCGACGGGGUGCGAGAUGCGCAGCGAGGUCUAUUCUUUUUCCUCUUCUCGUCCCUGCUCCUCCGAUGGUAGCUUCUCUAUCAGAGACCGGUUGGGCAGAGUUCGGCGCCUCGCAUACGACGAAACGCGGGCAUAACAGUGCCAACGUGCUUACGAAACACACCGAGUGUGGCUCCGGUGGGUUUACCUGCUGAAAGUGAUCUUUCUAUCUUUCCUGUGUUACUUUUUGACGAUUUUCCGAACGGCUCAAAGGCUUUUUGAAAGUAGCCUAUAACAGUCAGUUUUACAAUGUUGCCACGUGCUGGAGGAUUCCUGCUAGCACCGCUGCUCCUGUUCCUGAUAGCAUGCAUCGGUGCAUCGUCAGCACAGAAGCUGAACACAGAAUGCCAAACGCCGGACGGAAAGCGAGGCACCUGCGUGAUGUUGCGAUCGUGUCAAUCGAUCCGCCAGUUGGUGCUGAAAAAGGAUAAAACGCCUGCGGACAGGGAUUACCUCAUGAAGUCACAGUGUGGAAUAGAAAACCGAAGCGUGCUUGCCUGCUGCCCGCUGCCCUCUAGGAUAUCAGGUAGAUUUGGUGAGAGAGUUGACCUACCGUCUACUGCCGAUUGUGGAGGGCGCCUAGAUGACCGCAUCUUCGGCGGCGAAGUAGCCCCACUCGGAUCCUAUCCGUGGUUAGCCAGAAUUCAGUACUAUAAAGGAAACAACCGCUAUGGCUUUCACUGCGGAGGAGUACUCAUUCAUAAACAGUUCGUCCUUACGGCGGCCCACUGUAUCGAAGGCGUACCAUCCAGCUGGAUUGUCUACCAAGUGCGGCUCGGGGAGCACGAUACAACUAAAGAUGAGGAUUGCGAUUUGCUAGAGGACGGCGAACAGCUGUGUGCUGAUCCAGUGCGUGACGUACUGGUGCUUGAAUACCUAGUGCACCCGGAUUACUACAAAGAGAACGGGGCAGACUACAACGAUAUCGCCGUGCUGAAGCUAUCGGAGUCGGUCGAAAGCACCGAGUUCAUUAGCCCGAUUUGCGUUCCGACCUCGGCAAACACUUUGCCGAGGAAUCUUACCGACAUUUCUAUGGUCGUCGCUGGUUGGGGACAAACGCAGACCAGAUCGUCUAGUACAAAGUUAAUGCACCUGAAUGUACCAGUAUGGGAUAACAGCCGCUGCAGCGAGGUGUUUCAAACGGUGUCCCUGGACAUUGUUCCCACGCAGGUGUGCGCCGGCGGUGAGAAAGGAAAAGAUUCCUGCCGGGGUGACUCCGGUGGUCCACUGAUGUAUCGCCGCAACAUAGGUACAUCCAAUUGGUACUUGGUCGGUUUGGUGAGCUUCGGUCUGGAACGGUGUGGUUCCGACAACGUGCCGGGAGUGUACACGCGCGUAAGCGAGUACAUGAAUUGGGUGCAGGAUACUUUGGAAGGUGAAUUGGGUUAUUGCACAACGGGACAGGCCAAAACCGAAAGAAAGAACGGGAAAGAUAGACUGGAAGGUUGGCGUGAAAGAGAAAGUCACUUGCGCCGGAGGAUCUCCUGUCCCGUGAACGUCCACACCACCGUCAAGAUGACGGCGACGAGUAUGAGAACGCGGCCCUGUCGGAUGCUGGUAAUUGCCGUCAUCAUCGUCAUGUGCGUGCCGUACCACACCGAGGCGCAGUAUCUCUCCCAAUGCCGUACGCCAGAACAGAGCGCCGGUUCCUGCGUGUUGGUAACGCAGUGCACUGUCGUGCGAAACCUGCUCAAUAAGCCGCUGCUCACCGCGAACGAUAUCCAGUAUCUCGAAAACAGCCGCUGCGGGGUACUGGACCGCAAAGUCCUUGUGUGCUGCGCCAAACCGGACGUUCCACCCAAUACCCCAGCUCCAACCGCUCCACCGAACCGUGUGCCAACCACAAAUGCGAUACCGGUUGAUAACCGGCUGUCGUUGGAGCAGCGUCAGCAGCUGCUACCGAGCGAAUGCGGUUUACACCUGUCCGAUCGCAUCGUCGGUGGUGAACGAGCUAAGCUCGAAGAAUAUCCCUGGAUGGCGUUGAUUCAACAUCGUCGCAAGAAUGGAGAUCUUAAAUUCCACUGCGGAGGUGCAUUGAUCAGCACCCGCUACGUGCUGACGGCGGCGCACUGCAUCCGAAACAUUCCUUCGUCGUGGACGCUCACGGCUGUCCGGUUGGGCGAAUGGGAUCUCGCGUCGGACACCGACUGCAUGACACUCCUGGACGAAACGAUCUGCGCCGAUCCGGUGCAGGAUAUUGCGCUCGAUAAAAUCAUCGUCCAUCCCGACUACCUUACCACCGGCACGCAAGUGCGGAACGACAUCGCCCAGAUACGGCUGGCACAGGAGGCGGUGGUGAACGAUUACGUGUUCCCGAUCUGCUUGCCGCUUGACACGGCGUCCCGCACGGUUUCCUACGAUGGGAAGAGGCUCGUCGUGGCCGGAUGGGGACAGACGGAGGAAGCCCUCCAGAGCCAGUACAAACUGUUCGUCGGUGUAAACGGUGUGCCCGAACGAACCUGCCAGCAGCAGUACCCGCAGGCCAACAUUGACCAAACGCAGCUGUGCGCGGGUGGAGAGUCGGGUAAGGAUUCCUGCCGUGGAGACUCCGGCGGUCCACUGAUGUUCCCCGGAAAGCGCGGCUACCAGGACGUCAUGGUGCUGGCCGGGCUGGUGAGCUUCGGCAAAAAGUGUGGCAUCCAGGGCGUUCCGGGGGUGUACACGCGGGUAGGUCAGUACGUUGAUUGGGUCGUGGGCAACCUGGAGCCAUAGUGGCGCCAGUGAAAACCAGUUGACGAGGUUUCUGCCGAAGAAGUUGUAUCCCGAUCGCACUGAACGUACUGAAGUUGAGAGACCUAGGCGAGGACCAUUAAAAUUAUUUGCGAACCCUCUGCGUAUGCUUACUGGUAAAGGUUAUUUUGAUACUCUUUUGCAGAAUAUCGAGUUAGAAAAGCAUCUCAGGGAAACGAUAGGUUAUACAUAAUGAGACGAAAGGCUCUUCUCAAAACAAUCGCAUGGUUAAUAAGAUAGAUCACAUAAGCUGCUCUAGAGAACUUUGCUUUUGAGUUGUAAAUUAGCCACAUUUUUAUUUAAAAUCAUAAAUUCUGAUAAACGCUGAAAAUAGAUCGUUUUCAAGAAAACGAA